This is a messenger RNA of Dichotomopilus funicola, 753 nucleotides long. RefSeq lists its product as uncharacterized. The record is from RefSeq and is a predicted model, not a curated record. The coding region runs from base 1 to 753 and encodes 250 amino acids. The transcript has 4 exons. NCBI's taxonomy places the organism in Eukaryota, Fungi, Ascomycota, Sordariomycetes, Sordariales, Chaetomiaceae.
AUGGCCGGCGGGCUGUCCCUCGACGACCCCAUAUCCACCAUCAUAGCCCACGCCGUCCACAACCUCACAUCCAUCCACCAAGCCCGGCCCAUCCUCCUCGCCUCGCCCGCCUUCCUCCCUGCUACCACCGCUAAUAAUAAUGAUAAUGAUGAUCCCGAGGCCGAAGAACCCGUGCUGACAACCAUCGCCACGGAAACCGACCGACUCCUCGCCACCCUCCAGCUAAUCGACACCCUCCCGGCUCUGCACACGCCAUCUGUCAAGGCUCAUGCCCUGGCCAUUGCUAGGUUGGCGGCGUCGCAUUCGUCUGCUGUGAUGGUUAUGGCGGCUGAUAGUCUUACCAAUACCACGGCGACUACGGACCCCAGUAGCAAUGAGGAUAGUGGUGGAGGGAGAGGUGUAGGACCUGGUACUCAGUCCGGCGCCCAAGCCCACCUCGAAGUCCUCAGCCGACACCUACGAGACGCGCGGGAGGAGUUGGAUUCACUGGUGCGCGGUGUGCCGGUGGGUGUUCGCGGGCGGGCGGAGGAUGGGUUUUGGGUGUCGCGGAGGGAAGUGUGGGAGGUGCUGGGGAGGGUGAAGGAUGUUGUUGGUGGGGAGGAGAUGAGGGUGGUGGAGGUUUUGGGGGGCAGGUUGGGGGUUGAGGGGGAGGGAGACGACUUGAUAAAACUGGAUGAUGAAGAGGCCGCGAAACUGGGGUUGCCUCAGACGACGAGCGUUAAGGUUGAGCUGUGGCGGGCGGGUGUUAGUUAG